Porites evermanni is the source of this 1170-nucleotide messenger RNA. The record is from the annotation of a GenBank genome assembly. NCBI's taxonomy places the organism in Eukaryota, Metazoa, Cnidaria, Anthozoa, Scleractinia, Poritidae.
AUGUUUACAGGAAGUGACAUGCUCAAUGGUCACGCACGCAGUCAAUCUCAAGAAGAGGUACCUGUAACAAUGCAGAGUAACGCGGAUUUCAAUGCAGUGCAACAGAAGCUUGCUGUCAAGAAACCAUUCAACAAGGGAAUAUUCAAGUACGUACUUCGUUAGGCGUUUGGCUUGUCAACGACCAUUAAAAGGUGUUAAGUGGUUCACUAGUGUUUAGCUUGCGGAUACACCCCUCUCUCCUCGCUCGCCGCUAGGGACUUUUCGCGGGAAAUAACCCAAGUGGUGAAGAGCGAGGACAGACAGCUGUAUGCGCGGGCUUUUUGUGGCUGUUUCCGCCGUGCCUAGUAGAUAUACGCCCUUAAUCUGUUCUAAACUCUUUUCAAAGAGUUCGCCAUGCAAGUUGAAGGUGGCAGGUCAAUACCUUGAAUAUACUGUGUGGAUUUGCGCGGGUCCAGUUUUGUUCUGGUAAUGGUUCAGGACCUACACUUCACAAGAACCGUUUUCUUUCUGAACCGCUGCUCGUAGGGGUGGAAGCGUUGGAGCGUAGAAGCGUAGAAGCGUGGAUGCCUGUAGCCUGCCAGUGCAUCCCAUCGCUGUCCAUCGCUUGGGGCGUUUACAAAAUUCCGUGUUGCGAUCUGGAAAGAGGUGAAAGUUGCAGUUCGUAAUGUCUGGUGGAAAUGGUGCGCAUCCCCUUGUGAUCAUUUGUGGUCAGUAGCUUUGAUUGCUAACAGCUGAAGACAGAUGGCCUUCUUCUUCUUUAUCACCAGCCAUCUUCUGUAAUUUACCACUAACGGUCCGGAGGAAAUUACUUUCCCUUAAUCUUAUGCGUAUUUUGAGUAUUUUAAGAGGUGAUAAAGUCAAGCAUUUUAUCUUCACUCACUUUUCAGGAUUGGAAAAGAAAGGAAAGGAGAUAACAAUUUAUCAGACAGCGAUGGCCUUUCCUUCAAGCACACGUAUAAUAGAGAAGUAUUGAUCGAUUUUCCCCCCGAGCAGCGUAAUCGACAGCUUGUCAAUCACUACGGGCAAGAAAAACCCUCCGACCGCGCCAAUAGGCUGCCGACUGGCAGCAAAAAAAAACACGACGUCAGGAACAAAGGCUACGACGAAAAACGACCAGCUCCGAUGUUGAAAGUCGGAAGAAUAAAAGUAACUAGACCUACUAGGGUUUAA